ACACGGGCAUCGCAUAUUCGCCCUGUUAAGCUCACACCAACAUCUUUCUUAUCAGAUAGAUACUAUCUCUUCAAGACUUCCAGCGUCCCUCUUUCCUCUCACCAUUACUAGUGGAAUCGGCAACCAUGGCCGCCAAAACAGUUCUGGCAGCCUCUCCUUCUCAACCUCUAAUGUCUUCAUUCUCAAAACCUAGGCCAGCAUUUCAAUCCUCCUUCGUUGGACUCUCCAUCAGAUUCCCCAGUCUGUCCCUGAAGCCGGUAUCUGCCUCAAGGCCUCUCAUCAUUGUCGCCGAGAUCAAGAAAGCCGUCGCAGUCCUCAAGGGGAAUUCCGAAGUGGAAGGCGUUGUCACCUUAAUCCAAGAAGACGGCGGUCCUACGAAGGUGGAUGUUCGUGUCACCGGACUCACUCCUGGACCUCAUGGAUUCCAUCUUCACGAGUUUGGUGACACAACGAAUGGUUGCAUUUCAACAGGGCCACACUUCAAUCCUAAUGAACUGACGCAUGGUGCUCCUUCGGACGAAAUCCGUCAUGCGGGUGACCUGGGAAACAUAGUUGCUAAUGCCGACGGUGUGGCUGAAGUGACAAUUGUAGAUAACCAGAUACCAUUAAGUGGGCCUAAUGCUGUUGUUGGAAGAGCUUUUGUGGUUCAUGAGCUUGAGGAUGACCUUGGAAAAGGUGGACAUGAACUUAGCCUUUCCACUGGGAAUGCUGGUGGAAGAUUGGCCUGUGGUGUGGUUGGUUUGACUCCAGUUCAGUGAGAUCCGCUGGUUCCGAAACCAGUCUGGUGGUAAACUAUUGCUUCUUGUUGCUUCCGUUUACAAGUGUACUCAGAGUUGAAUAAUCUUUUUCUAGUCAAAGAGGAUGCAGUCUGGGGUAGUUGAGAACAAAUUGCUGAGCCAUAAUGUAGAAUAUGAGGGAAACUGACCAUGUUUGUAGGUAUUUCCCUCCACAGAUUUAAGACAGAUGCUUUGUGUGUUGAAGGGACCUUAUUGUUGCAUGCCUUGCUGUGGUUGAAUCAUGAAUGCUCAACUCCUGUUUUAAAAGUUUCUCACGACUAAGGAAUAAUGUAGUUUUGAUUAAAAGAUGGAAA
Molecule: messenger RNA, 1090 nt
Organism: Macadamia integrifolia
Lineage: Eukaryota; Viridiplantae; Streptophyta; Magnoliopsida; Proteales; Proteaceae
Product: superoxide dismutase [Cu-Zn], chloroplastic
Exons: 8
Coding region: 126-758 (210 amino acids)
Biological process (GO): removal of superoxide radicals
Molecular function (GO): superoxide dismutase activity; copper ion binding
Source: RefSeq, a predicted model, not a curated record